GAUACCUGAAGAGAGAGAAAGUCCCGGAUUUCGGUAUGAGAUAACAUUAAAACACUCGAAAUAUAAACAUAGUCUACCUGUUAUUAUACUAAUAAGGUUAUUUCCCAACUAGACGUCCAACUUAAGAGUGUCAACGGAAGUGUUUAUAGUUAUCUGCUACUGAAAACUCCGAAGAACCUGAAUCUGAAUGAUGAGAUGGCGAGCUUAACCCAGAUCAUGGAUACGGUGUGGCAAACCGUGUGAUCCAGAUCGAACCUCAUUCGUGUAUCGAGAAGACAUUGUGACGGCCUCCUGCCUGUGGAUGUGUGUAUGCUUUGUCAAUGUGUGUGUAUGCUUUGUCAAGCUGCAGGUGAUGAGCUGGUGGGCGCGGCCAAUUCCCAAACCUCUGUUAAGCUGGUCCUUCCUCCUGCCUCAGUCUCUUCCUGACAUCGCCUGGCUCCGGAGGGAGAGCGGUGUGCCGCUCCGCCGCAGCCCCUCGUUUUCUAUUGUGUUCUCUUGGUUUGCUUUGCCGUCAUUUUGGUCCCUUGUGUUAGGGAAAUAAAUUAUCCUUUUGUUACUUUUACCUGCGCAGUUCCUUUUAUUUGUCCGACCAUGAGCCGGGUCGUGACAAAUGUGGGGGCUCGUCUCGUUGUCCGUGUGCGCUAGUAAGCCAGAGUUGUGUAUGAACUCACGGGAGUUUGUGAAUGGAACCGUUUUGGCGGCGUUACUAUUGAGUGGCGUGGGAACCCGGAAGUCGCGAGGGCUUGUGUGUGUGGUUUGUACGCCACGGUUUAGCUGUGAACUGCGUAAGUAAAUUUUGGGCCAUGGUUGUGUUGUUUCUCUGGGUCACUUGGCUUUUGUUGCUGCUUGAAGAUAAUUGUUUUGUCCGGGCAUCCUGAUCAGUUAGCCGCCGGGUGAGCAGAUCUCGCCACUUUAUUAUUUUGCCUUUUUUGUUUUGGUCGGUAACCCUGAGGAGGGAGUGCGCUGGCUUUGGGUUGUUGCAGCUGGCCAGUCUCGGUCAGAUGUAAUUUCCUGCGGUUGGUGUCACUUCGAGCUCGGCAAGCCGACGAAGACUACGUGAGGUUUAGUAAGUAUUGUGGUAGGUAGUUAGGGGUUGGGGUGUCUCGGCUUGUGUUUUUUCGUAGCUCCUUGUUUGGGAGUUACCUGGUAAGUAGCAGCAAAAGUAAGUGUCCUGGAGUUUUGUAUUACUGUGUGUAGAGUAUGGCGGAUGUGGCAUUUUUUGUUCAGGCUCCGUCGGAGGAGUUGCUGGAUUAGUGCACGCGGGAACAAUUGUUUAAAAUAGCGGAGCAUUAUCGUAUCGAUAUCCCAGAUAGAAGAGUGAAAGACGUGACAAUUCAGAAUGUUUUGUUUGCUGCAUUAUGCGAGUUGGGUAUAUUGUCGGGUGCUGCGCGUCCUCCCCAGGCCAGGGUGGAGAGUUUGGCUCCACUGGCUGCGAGCGCGAGUGACCUCACGUUUGAGCAGCAGAAAGAGUUACUGUUGUUGCAGUUGGAGCAUGCUAAGACGUUGAAGUCAGUUGAAAUAGAGAAGCAGAUUGCAGUGGAAAAACUCCGCUACCAGACGGAGCAAGCGAAGCUGUCGGUAGAGCAGUCUCGGCUGGAGUUGCUGAGGGCUGGAUUUUCGGGUGGAGCCGCCUCGGGAGCGCAGGAGAGUUCCUCCGUUCGUCCCGGGGGCGGAGGUGAGUGUUUUGAUGUGCUUGGCAAUCUGCGGUUACUUCCGAAGUUUAAUGAGCGGGAUCCAGAGUCGUUUUUUUCUUUGUUUGAACGUGUGGCUGAGUCACGGAAGUGGCCUGAGUCAGCCCGCACGGUGAUGCUCCAGUGCGCACUGACUGGCCGUGCGCAGGAGGCGUAUUCUGCUCUGUCGUUGGCUGAUGGCCAAGAUUAUGAGUGUGUAAAGUCUGCCGUAUUGAAAGUGUACGAGCUCGUGCCGGAGGCUUAUCGUCAGCGCUUUCGUUCAUGGAAGAGAGUGGAGAAGCAGACGCACCUCGAGUUUGCUCGUGACCUGGCGGGUCAUUUUGCGCGUUGGUGUGCCGCGUUAAAAGUGGAGACGUUUGAGGAUUUGUCCGAGUUAAUUGUGUUGGAGCAGUUCAAAAAUUCCAUACCUGAAAACAUUGCACAACACAUUAACGAUCUCAAGGUAAGACGUGUGUCUGAAGCUGCUUCAGUGGCAGAUGACUAUGUGUUGACGCAUAAACGCUCUUUUGGUGAGUGGCGCGCGCAUAGUGGCAGCCGUGGUGGACCGUUUGCAGAGCGUGCUGAGGCAGCUCUGGGGAGUUAUGUUGGUCGUUCAGGUAAAUCCGACGCCAGGGAACGUUACUCGAGGGGUUUUGAGAAAACCUGCAGUUAUUGUCAUAAAAGAGGUCAUUUCAGAGCUGAUUGUUACGCACUUAAACCCAGGGUUCCCCAGGGGGGUCCCAUGGCGCAGCCAAAAGGUGCUUGCUGCGCUGUCUCGUUGCCUCGCGCACCAGCGGUGAGUGAGGGGGGUGUGCCAGCUCGGGGUGAAUCCGUGUCUGUGGGGUUGGCGUCUUUUCUGCCGUUCAUUUCUGGUGGCCAUGUUUCUCUGGUGGGGGGCAGGUUGAAGGUGCCAGUUAAAAUACUGCGCGACACAGCGGCCUUUGAUUCCUUCAUUCAGGCUUCGGUGCUGCCUUUUUCCGCUGAGACUCACACAGGUUGUUGGGUGCCUGUUGUAGGUAUGGAAAUGAAUGUUUUGCAAGUCCCUCUGCACAAAAUCACAUUACACUCUGAUCUCUUCCAGGGCGAGAUAGCUGUGGGUGUGAGGCCGGCGCUGCCUGUUGAGGGGGUCACUCUGAUCCUGGGUAACGGUGCUGCAGGUGAGCGUGUGUGGGGUGAUGUGGCCCCGUCUCCAGUGGUUUCCUCAGUUCCCCUGGUGAGGAAGCAGCCUGAUGAGGAUGAAAUAAGUUUCCCCGAAGUGUUCACAGCGUGUGCGGUGACGCGGUCUAUGUCCCAACAUUCUCCACCAGAGCCGCCUGAGUGUGGCGUGGGUGAUGGUGAGGCAGUAGAUGGGUGGUGUAUCUCCCUGUCUGAUGUUUCCCUUUCAGUUACGCAGGAAGAGUUGGAGAGUGAACAGCGAGCCGACGCGUCCCUGAAGGGACUGUUUGACAUGGUGUUGCCUGCGUCGGAGGUAAAGAACGACUCUCACUGUUACUUUCUGUUGAAGGGAUUGCUCAUGAGAAAAUGGGUGCCUCACGGGGACGAUUUUGUAGGGGAUCCCGUCCUCCAGAUUGUCCUGCCUUCGAAGCUCCGGGAGACGGUGCUUCGCCGGGCCCAUGAUGACUCGGGUCACUGGGGGGUGAGAAAAACAUACAACCGAGUGCUGAAACAUUUUUUUUGGCCUAAAUUAAAGAGGGAUGUGUCUGAGUAUGUGAAAACCUGUCAUACCUGUCAACUUGCGGGGAAGCCAAAUCAGGUGAUUAAACCAGCUCCUCUGUUUCCGAUUCCGGCUGUGGGUCAGCCAUUUGAACACCUUAUUAUAGACUGUGUGGGUCCGUUGCCACGUUCCAAGUCGGGUGCUGUUUAUUUGCUUACGGUCAUGUGUCAAACCACCCGUUAUCCGGCAGCGUAUCCUUUACGCACGAUCACAGCGCGUUCUGUGGUGCGCGCCCUGACACAGUUCAUUGCUAUAUUCGGUAUCCCGAAGGUGAUUCAAACUGACCGCGGAUCAAACUUCACCUCUCACCUGUUUUCACAAGUUUUGAAACAGUUGGGGAUUAAACACAAUAAAGCAUCGGCAUAUCACGCUCAGAGUCAGGGGGCCCUGGAGCGUUUUCACCAGUCUCUGAAGUCGUUGUUACGUACAUAUUGUGUGAAACUGGACGGAGACUGGGAGGAGGGGUUGCCCUGGUUACUGUUAGCGGCGAGGGAGGUGUCCCAAGAGAGCACAGGGUUCAGUCCCAACGAUUUGGUGUUUGGGCACACUGUGCGCGGCCCUCUGGAUCUUUUGUGCGAGCAAUGGAAGGAUGCUGCUCCACCAGAAAAUGUACUUGAUUAUGUAAAUGGGUUCCGUCAUAGGUUGUAUGCUGCAGGGGUAUUGGCAAAGAAAAACUUGGGUACUGCACAGAGUAAGAUGAAGACACUGUAUGACCGGAGGGCUGAGAAGCGUGUGUUCAGUGAGGGGGACCGGGUCUUGGCGUUACUUCCCAUCAUUACUUCUCCAUUUCAGGCGAAGUAUGGAGGUCCUUAUGAAAUAAAGGAAAAAACGUCUGAACAUAACUACAUCAUUGCUACGCCUGAUCGUAGACGGAGUGUCCAGAUGUGUCAUGUCAACUUAUUGAAACCUUACUAUGAACGUGUCCCUCCAGGUGAAGCUGUCUCCGCCUCCUCUGUGCCUGUGCGGCCUGUUUGUUCUGUGAGUAGAGUGUCUGUGGUUUACCCUCCACAGUCGGUGCCUGCCGGGGUGGAGGAUGGUCUGCCCGACGCUGAUGCUGGGGUGCAGCAAGGUCGUUUAAAAAACUCUGAGUCCUUGAACAAAUUACAUCUUCUGUUGGGCCAUCUGUCUGAGUCACAACAAGCCGACCUAGUUGAAGUGAUAAGUUCCUUCCCAUCUCUGUUUGGUGACACUCCUACUCAAACAAAUGUAAUUGAACAUGAUAUAGAUGUAGGUGAUGCACUCCCAAUUCGCCAAAGGUUUUACCGCGUUAGUCCUGAAAAACGUGUGUCCCUUGAUGCGGAAGUGAAGUAUAUGUUGGAUAAUUGUAUUGCUGUUCCCUCCUUUUCCAGUUGGGCAUCUCCCUGCAUUUUAGUGCCGAAGCCAGACAAAACAUUCAGGUUCUGCACUGAUUUUCGCAAGCUAAAUGCUGUAACGAAACCAGAUUCUUUCCCGCUGCCUCGUAUGGAGGAUUGCGUUGACCAAGUUGGCCACGCCGCAUUUGUGAGUAAAUUUGACCUGUUGAAAGGAUAUUGGCAGGUUCCGCUGUCCGAGCGUGCACGUGACCUGUCUGCAUUUAUUACACCAAAUGGUCUCUUCUCGUAUAAUGUUAUGCCUUUUGGUUUAAGAAACGCUCCUGCCACGUUCCAGAGGCUCAUGACCAGAGUCUUGGGGGACUUAGAGGGGUGCACUGUGUAUUUGGACGACGUGGUGGUGGUUUCCGACUCGUGGCCGUCUCAUGUGGAGCGUGUCCGUGCGUUGUUCCUGCGCUUGGCUGAGGCGCGCCUGACCAUCAACCUCGCCAAGUGCGAAUUUGCACGGGCCACGGUGACGUACCUGGGCCGGGUUGUGGGUCAGGGUAAAGUCCGUCCCGUUGCAGAGAAAAUAAGAGCUGUCCAGUUCUAUCCUCCGCCCACUACUAAGAAGGAACUGAUGAGGUUCCUGGGUUUGGUGGGGUAUUACAGGGGGUUUUGCCGUAAUUUCUCAGAAGUCGUUGCACCAUUAACUGAUCUACUUAAAAUGCGUGUCCCAAUUGUGUGGUCUCCUCUCUGUCAGCAGGCGUUAGAGAGGAUAAAGUCUCUGCUGUGUGAAGCACCGGUCCUGGCCGCUCCGAGGUUUGACCGACCUUUUGCGCUUCAAGUCGACGCUAGUCACAUCGGAGUAGGUGGCGUUUUGGUGCAAGCCGAUUAGUUGGGUUUGGAAAAACCAGUUUGUUUCUUUUCCAAGAAAUUUAACUCAUAUCAAUUGAACUAUUCAACGAUUGAAAAGGAGGCACUGGCCUUAGUUUGGGCUCUGAGAAACUUUGAAGUGUACUUGGGCUCUGGAGCGGUACCCGUAGUGGUGUACACUGACCACAACCCACUUUUGUUUUUGAACUCGCUGCAAUGUCCUAACCAGCGUCUGAUUAGUUGGUCGUUAUUUCUGCAGUCACAUUGGCUUGAUAUUAGACACAUAAAGGGUGCGGAAAACGUCGUAGCCGACGCACUGUCUCGCGUUCCUCAGGAUUGAGGUUUGAGCUAAGACUUUAUUGCUGUUAUGAUGUUGUCCUGUUGCGCUCCUGUUCCCUCUUCUGUCAUCCUUCCCUCUUAAAUUGCUUCCCACUGGUACCAGGUUGCUGAGGUGGGGGUGUGGAAGAUGCGCGUAGUGAGCUGUGUGGUUCUCAACAGCAGCUGGUGUUCCUGUCCUCGGAUGUGUGUGCCCUUGUGUGUGUGCCUUAAACAUCGUAAACUCUAUACGUGUAAAAAAAAAAAAAAAAAAAAAAGUAAAACUUCAAAGUAAGUAGAAUGUAUAUAUUUGUGAAGAAAAUAAACUUUAUAGUAGGUAGAAUGUGUAGCCUAUAUAUGUGCAAAGUAAAAAAAAAAAAAGAAAAAAAAAAAUUGGUUUUGGUUUAAUAAUGAGGGAGCCAUUGUCGAGUUCGGGGUUGGGCCCCGUUUUUCAGGGAGGGGGGUGUGACGGCCUCCUGCCUGUGGAUGUGUGUAUGCUUUGUCAAUGUGUGUGUAUGCUUUGUCAAGCUGCAGGUGAUGAGCUGGUGGGCGUGGCCAAUUCCCAAACCUCUGUUAAGCUGGUCCUUCCUCCUGCCUCAGUCUCUUCCUGACAUCGCCUGGCUCCGGAGGGAGAGCGGUGUGCCGCUCCGCCGCAGCCCCUCGUUUUCUAUUGUGUUCUCUUGGUUUGCUUUGCCGUCAUUUUGGUCCCUUGUGUUAGGGAAAUAAAUUAUCCUUUUGUUACUUUUACCUGCGCAGUUCCUUUUAUUUGUCCGACCAUGAGCCGGGUCGUGACAACAUCAUACCCCAGUCCUGCUCGUCAGGUAGACGGGUAGUACUGAGUAUAGAGACAUAAAGACCCGGACCAGAACGGAACCGUUGAAUCCUCAAGCACACACACUAUUCAAGGACUGUACGGACGAUAUCCGGGGAACUGUACAUAUACACACUGACAGGACUGAAUUAUUUACAAGAUUUAUAUAAUAUUUACUGUUGUUUCUAUUUUAUACUGUUGUAUACUGUGAUUGUUGGGUGACUGUUUGUGAAACAAUAAACUGAUCAUUUGUUCAA
Messenger RNA from Limanda limanda (common dab), 6932 nucleotides. RefSeq lists its product as uncharacterized. NCBI's taxonomy places the organism in Eukaryota, Metazoa, Chordata, Actinopteri, Pleuronectiformes, Pleuronectidae. Gene Ontology annotation, biological process: DNA integration. The record is from RefSeq and is a predicted model, not a curated record. The transcript is spliced from 2 exons. Bases 1807 to 5571 code for a protein of 1254 amino acids. Gene Ontology annotation, molecular function: nucleic acid binding.